This is a messenger RNA of Thunnus maccoyii (southern bluefin tuna), 4411 nucleotides long. RefSeq names its product solute carrier family 22 member 17 (gene slc22a17). Gene Ontology annotation, biological process: transmembrane transport. Gene Ontology annotation, molecular function: transmembrane transporter activity. Lineage: Eukaryota; Metazoa; Chordata; Actinopteri; Scombriformes; Scombridae. The coding region runs from base 589 to 2331 and encodes 580 amino acids. Gene Ontology annotation, cellular component: membrane. The transcript has 10 exons. The record is from RefSeq and is a predicted model, not a curated record.
CGGCGGAGCUGCUCGCCCCUUUAAACAGGUUUCUCCCAAUGCAGCUUUCCACCCGCUCUUUGUCCGCGCCCGGCUGACUGACGACGCGUUUCCCUUUAAGAUGAUGUCGGAGACUAUUAUGUGUUAUUUAAUUAUUUUGUGUAAUGUCGGCAGGCAGAAACUUGGACUAAACAAUAACGUUACAGAGGAGCGACGGUAAGAAGAGGAGUGUAGCCCCGGCCGGCAUCAUCGCGUCUCAAAGUGGCGGAGGGGUUCGCUGUAGUCCGGUGUCCUUGCGUGUGUCAAAGGCAGCAGCUGGGGGUGUUUAUGACAGACAGCAGCACUUCUCCGGGACAGAAAUGUCUCUUCAUGUUGGACUAACAGACAAAGCAGACUGGCAUCGAGGCGCAGAGCAGAUACGGUGAAUGCGGUGAAAGUACUCUCUUACUGUCUGCUCUCACCGCGCAAUGUUUUGGAUGUUUGGAGGAGACAACGGGCAGUAGUCUCAGCACACAUAUAACAGUGUUUUAAAGGGAGAUUUCCCACAUCUCUCCCCCUCUACGUGGGGACCAACCAUCACCACAACCUCCCCCUUUAACCCCUUCCAGCAUGACAUCACCAGACUCGCCCCCUCUGGUCUCCCCUUCCCCGUGCCCUGCCCCACCUCCAUCCCUCCCUUCCUCCCCCGUGCCCUCCUCUCCGGCGCCGUCCUCUUCCUCCCUCCCCGCCCCGCCCUCGCUGCCGCCCACGGGUGAGGUGAUGGUGCUGGCUCUGGGCAGGAAGAAGCAAAGGGUCCUGAUUGCUCUCUCCAUCCUGCCCAACCUCUUCCUGGCCUUCCUGCUCUCUUCCGACCCCCUCAUCACCCUCUCCUCGCCCCACCACUGCCACCUGCCGGGGCCCUUGCCGUCGCCCGAGGUGCUGAACGCCUCCCUGCCCUGGGAGAAGGGGGAACGGCCCGGGGACAGCGGGGGCCUGUCCCAGUGUAAGCAGUACGUCAACGGCAGCCAGUCGGCUGUGGUGGACUGCGAGGCCGGCUGGGACUACAAUGUCACAGAAGGGCUGAGGAACAACAUUGUUACUGAGUGGGAUCUGGUGUGUGGUCAGUACUGGCUGGUCCCGGUGGAGGAGGUGUGUUUCAUCCUGGGCGUGCUGACCGGUUGUCUUGGCCUGGGCUACACCGCUGACAGGCUGGGUCGGUCCAAGACUCUGCUGACCUCUCUGACCCUGUCAGUGGUGUUUGGGGUGCUGGUGUGUGUCUCUCCGUACCCCUCCAUCUUCAUCGUCAUGCGUUUCUGUCUGGCGGCUGCCAGUGCGGGAGUCUACCUCACUCUGUACAUCACCCGCCUGGAGCUGUGUGAGCCGUCUCUGAGGCUGGUGGUCACCAUGCUGGCCGGACUGAUGACUGUAGCCGGGGAACUGCUGCUGCUGGCCGUGGCUCUCGGCUGCCAGUCCUGGAGGGGCCUGCUGGGAGCCGGCUCCGCACCGCUAACCCUCUUCCUCAGCUACGGCAUUCCUGGGGUAUUUCCAGAGUCUCCACGCUGGCUCCUUCUGUCAGAGCGAUCUGGGGACAUGAACUCCUUCACAGAGAGAAGAAACUCCAACAGAGAUGUGAGGGAUGAUGAGAGCUUCACAGAGCUGGACUCAGAACCGGCCCCCUCCUCUCGCCCCCACCUGUCCUUCCCCGAGCUCUUCCACAGCAGGAACAUCUGGAAGAACAUGUGUGUGCUCGGCUUCACCUCAUUCAUCUCUCACGGCAUUAGUCACUGUUAUAGCUCUUUCCGAGGUGACGUCAGAGGCACUGCCCCCAGCUUCUAUUGGACCUACCUGCUGUCUGUUUGUGCAGGGGGCGGCGCCUGGCUGUUGCUCUGGGCGACCGUAGACAGGUGCGGCCGCCGUGGCAUUCUGCUCCUCUCCAUGACGAUGACGGGCCUGGCCUCUUUAAUCCUCCUGGGACUCAUGGAGUAUCUCAGUGAGACGGCCAUCACUGUCUUCUCAGUGCUGGGUCUCUUCUCCUCCCAGGCCACCGCCUCCCUCUGCAUCCUCUUCACAGCAGAGAUCAUGCCCACCAUCAUCAGGGGCACUGGCGUGGGCGCCGUGCUCGCUCUGGGCUGCGUGGGCCGCCUCAGCUCCCCGCUCAUGGACCUGAGGAACCACUAUGGCUACUUCCUGCACCACGUUGUCUACUCCUCUCUGGCCCUGCUGGCCGUGCUCUCCAUCCUGCUGCUGCCCGAGAGCAAGAGGAAGCCGCUGCCCCAGACGCUGGCCGACGGGGAGCAGUACAGACGCCCCCCGCUGGGCAGGAGGAGGAGGGACAACGUGCCACUGCUGGCCACGCCCAACCCAGAGACUUAAAAAGAAACAGAAACAGCGUGGAUGGACUGUUCUCAAGUCAACUCACUUUACCUGCCAGCCUGUCAUGCAGCCAGAACAUUUACAUCUAUUCAUGUUCAUGCAGAGCAAUACAGAGAGUGGAAGAAGAAGCAGAAAGAGGGAGAGAGAGAGAGAAAAUGGCUGCAUUUAUCAGUGUGGACAGACCAUGAUGGACGGUGAUGAACCUGACACUCCAAGCUUCCUUACAUAUCAUCCUCUAGUCAUUCCAAACGCAGGCGGCUGGGUUGAGCUGCCAUUUCAUUCCAUCUUUCUCCAUUUCCUGCCAUUCAGAUGUCAACGUGUUUCUGAACAUACACAACGUUCACAUCUAGGGAAGUCCUCAUCUUUCCUUUCAUCUCUUCCUGACCGGAUGGCGGGUGCUCCCCCCCCCCCCACACCAGCAUACACUGCUGCACGCCGUCCUCCAAACCCAGUGUGUCUGUCGUAGAGAUGUUAGCCGCUUACUGCGAUCUCAACUCUACUCUCUGGCUCGGAGAGUAGUCGCAGCUUAAUCCUAGCAUUUGUCUUAACCCGCGUAGGAUGUUUUUUUUCGUCGUGUUCGCUGUGUACGACAACACAAUAAGUGCUCAGAAAUGUACGAAAUCGAAGCAAAGUGUGUGAAAGUUUGCAUACUUUUCUGUGAUGUACAACUUAACUGACACUUGUGGUAAAUCCAAACAGAGAUGGACUGCAGUUCUCGCACUUGUAACACUCAAGGGUGUUGUGGGAGUUAUAUGCCUUGUAAAUACUCUAGACUUAGUUUCUUUAACUUUUUGGGGCAUCUGAGUUUUGUUAAAGCAGACCCUGUGGCUGGAAACUGUGCAGUACAGUAUGCUAUGCAGUGGAAAAGUGUGGCACAGAGCACUUUGAAUUAUUCUUUUGAAAGACGAUGGUGGUGAAUUUGACCAAAGCCUUCAAAUUUAAGGGAAGGGACACUUUUCUGAACGUAAAUCAUCUAAACACUAUGACGGCACCAUCUGUUCACUCAGUAUUGGGAUCAGAGGCAAAAACGCAACAAAAAAAAGUGUUAUUCCAGUUGUUAAACCUGGCCUGGAGCCAGAGAUAUUUAUAUCUUAUUUAUGUUGUUAUUACGCAUAAUAGCCUGAACGGGCAAAAUUCAAUAAGUUAUCCAGAGGCCUCUGAUUUUUCAGCAUUAAGCUAACUAUUGAUAAAUUGGGUUGAGAUGACGUGGCAUGGAAUAAACUUUCCAUUUUCUGAUGAUCGAAGAACAGUGUAGCUGUUAAAUGUCACAACAUUCCUAUCUGCAUGUUUGGACACACUGAAGGGCUUGUUUUUUCUGUAUUUCCUCAGAAGCUUAUAGUUACUCAAUACCUCUCUAGAUGACCAGUCUCUGCUGUAAGAGAAUAGACGGGUACGAACAAACUACAGUAGUAAGUUUAAAUGGUGACUUGUAUAACCAGGCACAUAUAUUUUUGUCAGGGCUUGAUAUGUGGAGGUUAUCUUGUGUUAUUUUGGCUGAAUGUUUAUUGAUGCUGGAGAAAGGGCCCCAUGAUUAAGCUCCGUGAGGAUUGAACGGCAGCUAAAGAGGGCCCCGGAGCUCCAAAUUAACCCCCGACUCCUCCUCAAGCACGCCACAAGGAUAAUUGUUUUCGUCAUACAGUAGCUUAUUUAUUUGACAUUUUACAUAUGACACAAGUUAAAUCAUGAUAGAGAAUCAUCAAAAAAUGAUCAAAAAAAUCUGAGUGUAUGCUAGUGUGCCCGGGUAAUUCUGUUCCUCAAGUUUUCGUGUGUGCGUGAGGAAGCGGGGGUUGUUUAAUUUGGACUCUGACAUUGAGGAUAAUUAUAAAAGUAAUUAUGAAGAACACUCACCUCUACUGAUCGCUUCUUCCUCUGUCAGCUUUUGGUAGUUUUUUUUUGUUUUCUUCUCUGUAUGUUGCACUCGACAAGUCCUAACACUUAUACACUGAUGAUUAUUAUCACUAUGAUUAACUUGGCUCGAGUAAUAUUAUGUCUGACAACACUGAUGAUCUGUUCAAUGAUGAGUGUGAUGCAGUUAACUCUAUAGCCUGAUUUCAUGUAAAAUAAAACUGGUUAAAUAAUA